GCGGCACCAGCGCGCCACACCGGCGAGAUGAAAGCUCGGGAUCUGUCCAUCCUGCUGGGCUGCGCGGCGGGCCUGCUGGCCGCCCUGUUGCUGCUGGGCGUCGUGCUGCUGCUACGCCGCUGGCUGCGCGCCCGGAAGCCGCCGCUGGCUGAGCAGGAGCGACUGUCGGCGCGCGUGGUGAAGCGACACCCGCUACACGCGUCCACCGUCGGCGUGCCCGUGCAGCCGGCCGACAGCGGCGCCGACCUGUUCCUGGAGCAGUACGACCGGCGCCACGGCCAGCUGAGGCAGCAGCACCUGCUGCGCGCUGCUCUCUCGCGUUCCAUGGAGCACCUGGUGCUGGAGCCCGGAAUGAAGCCCAGUUACACGCCGCCGGUGGUGCGUGACGCCGGCGAGGUGUCGCCCUCCGAGGUGUCGUCUGUCACCUCCGAUGAGGAGGCGCAGGUGACUAGAGUCGAGCGCGCGCGGGCCCGCAUGGAGUUCCACGUGGUCUACACGCCGGUGAACGGGGCGCUGACGGUGUGCCUGAACCGGCUAGUGAACCUGCCGCUUCGCUACCGCGGCCGCCCAUUCCUGGUGCGGCUGACGGCGCUGGGGCAGCAGGCUGAGUCGCGCCCCGUGCUGGACCAGGCGGCCGCCGCGCAGCCGCAGCUGCUCACCUUCCCGGGCGUGGCGCAGCAGUGGCUGGAGCAGGGCCAGCUCAGCUGCCACCUCUACGUCAAGCGGUACAGCAGCCUCACCGAGAAGCUGGUGGGCGAGGGCAGCGUGCGGCUGUGCGAGCUCAACCUGGCCUCGGGCACGCCGGCCGCCUGCAGCGUCGUCUUCGGCCGGCCCGGCCAGCGGCGCACGAUACCGCUCCAGCCGACGCAGACGUCUGCGGCCGACGAGGCGGGUGUGUCGGCGCCGACGCUCGGGCAGCUGCUGCUCAGUCUGCGCUACGACCAGGCCACCGGCAGGAUGAACGUGUUCCUGAGGCGCGGCGACAAUCUGCCCGACUCCCGCGGUCUGGUGAAUCCUGAGUUCUUCGUGAUCGUGAUGCUGCUGAAGGCGGGUGACGAGGUCAGCUGCCAGGAGUCGCGCCGAGUGUCGGGCCGCGCGCCUGUCUGGAACCAGUCCUUCCACUUCGACAUCCCCCAGUCUGAGCUGGAGAUUCACUGGAUCCAGUGUAUCGUGAUGGUGUGUCGGAUCUACGCCCGCGAGCGGCGAGUCGGCUUCUGUCAGCUGGGACCCGACACGAGCGUCACUGGAGCCCAGCACUGGGAGCAAAGCCUGAAGUCGCGGCGCGACGAUACGCCGCGCUGGCACGCGCUGCUCCCAGCACCCGAGUAGUGACAUCUAGCGCCAACGUUUGGAGCUAUUAGUGAUGGAAUCCUCCACCAGUCUCUUCAUGGUUGGACAUUGUACAGCUCUUUUGUGUGUCUUAUGGAGGAAAGGACGGUGGGUACGACUGUGUCUCGGACGGUGGUACUCUAACUUUUUCGAAAAGUUCGUGAUUGCAAACAUUUUUUUGCCGCAAUUCAGCUAAGUGAUGUGGCGCAAGACUGUGGAAACCGCCGCUUGACAAGUGAUCAGUGGCGAUUGAUGUGUACAUAUUGCUGCACUGUCUGUAUCAGGGCAUGACCUGUAAAACGUGGAUGGAAUAUCCCAAAUAGUUCGCGAAACCCGCAUCACCUCCCUUAGUGUUUUUUUAUUGUAAGUCGUGGCCUACAGCCUAUAUAAAGGCGUUAUGUAUCCGGAUUUGAUUUAAAAUCGUGAUGUUCCCCAGUCCAUUUCUGUUUUAUGUUGUAUAAUGUGGUGUCUGAGCUGCGCACAAGAGCUUUUGGAUUAUUGGCCAGCAGACGAAUGCCUAUUGCGAUAUUCCUAGAGUGUAGGGUUUCCAGAUGCCCUUAUUUAAAAACAAUAUAUAAUCAUCCUUCGUAACCUGUACUGCAACCCCUACCGAUAUGGGCAGACAAUGGUAAAUGAUGACACUUGAACACAUGCUUUGCUAACCCAAGAUCGAAGUUGUCUCACGCUGGAGAAGUACGAGGAAAGUUAUGGCUGGCAACUAAGUGCCGAUCGUCGAGUCGACCUGUUAUUUCAUGUGCCACUUUCCAGGCUUACAAACCAUUCCUGGUCAUUGCAAUGAGGUAGUAAGGUCUACGUGCGGAAUGUGUUGAUCCUACGUGAUGAAGUUCUGCAGCAGAAACCAUAAAAUGUCUUCAAUUUCCAAAAAUACAGAAGGGAAUUUUAUGCAACCUUUGUGCCAUUGUUUGUUGUCGCAGCAUAGGUUCAAAAAGAAAAUAGAGCUUGCGCUCUCAACG
This is a messenger RNA of Pollicipes pollicipes, 2303 nucleotides long. RefSeq names its product synaptotagmin-16. The record is from RefSeq and is a predicted model, not a curated record. Gene Ontology annotation, cellular component: axon; synapse; plasma membrane. NCBI's taxonomy places the organism in Eukaryota, Metazoa, Arthropoda, Thecostraca, Pollicipedomorpha, Pollicipedidae. Gene Ontology annotation, molecular function: clathrin binding; phosphatidylserine binding; SNARE binding. Gene Ontology annotation, biological process: calcium ion-regulated exocytosis of neurotransmitter; vesicle fusion. Bases 28 to 1329 code for a protein of 433 amino acids. The transcript is spliced from 6 exons.